This is a messenger RNA of Chara braunii, 1049 nucleotides long. The record is from the annotation of a GenBank genome assembly. NCBI's taxonomy places the organism in Eukaryota, Viridiplantae, Streptophyta, Charophyceae, Charales, Characeae.
UUGAUCGACUGAGCACAGUGCACACAUCAGGUGUUUAAAAAAAAUAAAGGAAGAGAAAGAGAUCUACAGAACGACGAUGUCCAGGUGUUCUUUCACAACAGCACUCAAAAAGGAGCUGACUUGCUAAGUUGCUAGUGAUUUCACAGGGCAAAUUGUGGUGCCACCAUGGAAAUCGACGAUGGAGCGAGUGGAACCCUAGGGCCAGCGUCUUGCCCUUGGAUAAAGCGACUUGGCGUCAGGCCAUCAAUCCAACUGGACGCGAAAGAAACGCUUAAGGAAAUGGACGAUGUCAUCAGUCAGCUGAGGUCCUGGCAGGAAGAACACCAAGCAGAGCUGGAAAGAGUGAAGAAGCAGCACGAGGAUGAACUGCAGUUGCUUUCUAGCAAGAGCACGCCUUGUGCAAUUCAGGUGCUUUCAGACGAUUCUAGUGACGCUGAUGCUGACGCUGCCGACCCUGACGUGGAAACUGAUGACUGGGAGGAGCCUUCGUCAGAGAGUCUGACACAAACUGCAGAGGGCAGUAGCAACGGUGCAGAGACAGAGGCCAAGAAUGAUACACAAGAGCGCCGCAAUCCUCGACGGACUGUGGUGCCGAGAGGUACUGAGCACACUGAUCGGACGACAGCUGCAGUCGAUACGACUGGGAAGCUGGGUUAUCAUUCAGAAGCUGCCAGCAGAGCCGCAGGCAAUGCCCGAGAGGAGGAGGCCAAGCUCGCUGUGCGGGAUUUAACUCAAAGUGAGCUAGCCAUGCUCUAUGAUGCAUCCAGCCUCAACUUUGACUUCGACUUCAACCUUUCUUCCAAGAGGACUGAAGCAAAGGUGGAGGGAGGCGUCAAGACUCCCCAUUUGCAUCUCCUUAACGAACUUGAGGAGGAAGUAAUAGCGGAGGGCAGUGAGCUGAGUGGGACCCAGACCGAUCUCAACCUGCAACUGACGACAUACUGGCGCGAUCUGGAUACCGUUCUGGCGCAACUCGAUUCGCUGCCUAUAUCACGAACUCUGGACGACAAGAGCAGCAUUACCUCCUGAGUUGAAUCCGCCACCAGAUU